Messenger RNA from Gryllus bimaculatus (two-spotted cricket), 219 nucleotides. NCBI's taxonomy places the organism in Eukaryota, Metazoa, Arthropoda, Insecta, Orthoptera, Gryllidae. The record is from the annotation of a GenBank genome assembly.
AUGCGGCAGCACCGAGAAAGACGGGAAAUACCGGGAAAUUAUUAUUAUAUUAUUAUUAUUAUUAUUAUUAUUAUUAUUAUUAUUAUUAUUAUUAUUAUUAUAAAGUGUUCAGCAACCGCGUGGGUGGAGGCGGCGGCGGACGGGCUCAGGGCCAUCGGCGUGGACGACAACACCAGGCAGUGCGCCGAGGAAGGUAACGACACGGCCCCUUGGAAAUAA